AUUUAUUUUAAUUAAAACCCCAAGUGUUAUUAUACCUUGGCCUCCCAGCUGCACAUCUGAGGCCAGACCCUCAAUUAAGUGGCGCAGUGCAAACCUCUCUGGGUUUGGCAGAGGCAUGGGGCGCUAUGUUUGUGCACCAAAUCUGCCAGCGUUGAAGUUUUGGAGGGUUUUUGGUGCAUGCUGGAGAGCUGGCGUCACUCCGGACAGGGCGGUGACUGGCUUGGGGGGAGCAAAGCCAGACCUUAUAUCCCAGCAGGGCAGCAGCGGGAGGAAAUCUGUGCCAGCUGACUCCGUGGAUAGCUCUCCGUGCUGCGGCAGGAGACAGCAGCCAUGAGGAGUGUCCUGGUGUUUGUCUGCCUGGUGGGGAUGGCGUGCACCUUCUCGGUCAAGAGCUGGCUGCGGCGACCCAAGCUGGAUGACUCGGAAGAGAACGCGGUUUUCAAGAGCCAGCACCGGCACUACCUGUACAAAUACAUCUACGUGUAUUCCCCGCAGCGACGGUACCAGGGCAGUGACUCAUCUGAGGAAGAGGGGGAUGGCUCAGAGGAGGAGGAAGAGGGGGAGCCAUUUUAUGCUGGCACCAAGGCAGCUGGACACCCCGCUGGAGUAGCCCCUGAGGACUGCCAAGGUGCACUGACAGGAGAUGUCACAUCCCCCCAGCAGGGCAAGGGCUGCCAAAGGAUCGGGCAGAGGACUGCCAGCAAGAAGGAAGACUCUGAAAAUGAAGACAGUGAUGAGAAUGAGGAGAAUGAGGAGGACGAAGAAGUAGAUGAGAAUGAGAAUGGUGUCAAUGGCACAAGCACCAAUACCACAGAGAGUAUUGGACCUCAUGGCAAUGGCACUGUGGUGGCUCAGGAGGGCACUGGUGAAGCUGAGGAAGAGGAGGAAGAGGAGGAGGAGGAAGAAGAAGAAGAAGAGGAAGAGGAGGAGGAAGAGGAAGCUGAAGCCACCACCAUUGCAAGCACCACCAAUGAAGAGGGUCUGACACAGGCGACCACUAUGGAUGACGGGGGACCCACAGAUGUCACCACAGAUGGCACCACAGCUGGGGAGCUGUGGGAGUAUGAUGUGACAGCCAGGGACCACAGCCGGGGGGACGAGGGCACCACUGAGGGUGGGUACGCGGAACAGGAUGAGUAUGCACGCGGGGACAGCUACCGGGCCUAUGAGGAUGAGUACGGCUACUACAAAGGGCACGGCUACGAUGUGUAUGGCCAGGAUUACUACUACAGCCAGUGAGCAGGGGGGACAGCCCUGCCAGCCCCAGCCACUCAGGAAGGUGCAUUUGAAAGCUCUGUGGAGCCACCGCAUGCCAGAGGGGAUGCCAGGCAUCUUUCCAUGCACAUUGGCUCCGUCCCAGGCUUUUUUUUUUUUUGUAUCUUGCCAAGUGAAAUGAAAUGAAAUGAAAUGAAAUGAAAUGAAAUGAAAUGAAAUGAAAUGAAAUGAAAUGAAAUAAAGCAACUGAACUGA
Vidua macroura (Pin-tailed whydah) is the source of this 1470-nucleotide messenger RNA. It is a transcript of the gene IBSP, whose product is annotated as integrin binding sialoprotein. NCBI's taxonomy places the organism in Eukaryota, Metazoa, Chordata, Aves, Passeriformes, Viduidae. The transcript has 7 exons. Gene Ontology annotation, biological process: cell adhesion; extracellular matrix organization; bone mineralization. Gene Ontology annotation, cellular component: extracellular region. The coding region runs from base 331 to 1239 and encodes 302 amino acids. The record is from RefSeq and is a predicted model, not a curated record.